GGUCGUGCCGCCAUCCGGGUGUUUAACGUGGGCGGCUCUGCUGCGGUCUGGGUGCCGGCUCUCUCCCUCUCUCGCUGCUGCUAGUUGGUACCAUGGGUGUAGAGGACGAGGAGGUGUCCCAUACCGGAGAGCCUGAGGAUGAAGAGGAAGAAGAAGAAUUAGUGGAUCCCAUAAUAAACAUCAGGGAGCAAUGCGAGCAGCUUGAAAAGUGUGUGCAACUGCGGUCACGCCUGGACACAUGCACAGAUCGAGUGAACUCUAGAUCACAAACAACAGAGACGUGCACAGAGGAGCUUUUUGAUUUCCUGCAUGCCCGUGACCACUGUGUGGCUGAGCAGAUCUUCAGUAGGUUGAAGUGAAGUCCAAUUCUGGAAGAAAAGUACUCGAAUUCCAUGUCCAAUUCUGAAGAAGGUAUAUGACACAUGAAUCUUCGUGGUCCACUGCACAAUGAUUCGGGUAUUACUGUGUCUGUAACUGAGUUUGGUGCCAGCAAUUGUCAUUAAUAAAUUUAUUGAACUUAAA
Molecule: messenger RNA, 522 nt
Organism: Mobula hypostoma (lesser devil ray)
Lineage: Eukaryota; Metazoa; Chordata; Chondrichthyes; Myliobatiformes; Myliobatidae
Gene: uqcrh
Product: cytochrome b-c1 complex subunit 6, mitochondrial
Exons: 4
Coding region: 93-359 (88 amino acids)
Biological process (GO): mitochondrial electron transport, ubiquinol to cytochrome c
Source: RefSeq, a predicted model, not a curated record